Nerophis lumbriciformis (worm pipefish) is the source of this 1691-nucleotide messenger RNA. It is a transcript of the gene tmem74b, whose product is annotated as transmembrane protein 74B. The record is from RefSeq and is a predicted model, not a curated record. Lineage: Eukaryota; Metazoa; Chordata; Actinopteri; Syngnathiformes; Syngnathidae.
CUAGCGGCCAUCUGCAAGGGGCUGCUUUGCGCAUGUCCGAGCCAAUACGGUCCUCUCGCGCACCCUUCAGCCUCCAUCACUCCUGCCUCCCGCCAGGUCGCGGCACCGCCAGAGAGGAUGAUGCUGACAGGACGAAUUGUGACGUCAUGAUCUCACGUCCAUGGACUCGUCCCCCAACACCGUAGAGCUCCACGAGCUGCGCAGCACCAGCGGCGGCUUCCGGAACGCUUCGUACCAGCCGGACGAGGAGGCGCUGCAGCAGCAGGGGGCGACCAGCUGUCCUCCCUCCACCGCAGGAAGCUGCAAGGAGCUCUCGCCUCGCUCGUGCGACGAGGAUGGCCUCCACAACGAGGGUCAGGACCUGACCGAGUUCCGUCGCCAUGACGACGGCGCCGGCGACUCGGGUUUUCUGGUGGCCCUGGUGCUGCUGCUGAGCGGCAUCGUCCUGGUGGUGAUCGCCUACACCGUGCCCAGGGAGGCCAAGGUGGACCCGGACUCGGUGUCAGCCCGGCAGAUGGAGCAGCUGGAGAUGUACUACGCCCAGCUGGGCUCCCACCUGGACAAGUGCAUCAUCGCCGGCUUGGGCCUGCUCACGCUGGGCGGGAUGUUCCUCUCCGUGCUCCUCAUGGUGUCCGUUUGCCGGGGACAAAUGUACCACCACCGCCGUGCCGCAUUUGUGCGGCCUAAAAGGACAUAUGGCUCCAUCAACCUGAGGAUGAAGCAGCUGGCGACAGGGGAGGAUGCGGAGGCGUCUGCUACAGGGGAACCAGGAGAUGUCGCCUUGCCACACGGUGAUUGAGACCGCCGCUCACUGGAGGGCAGCAUCGAAGCACACAUGAUGCGGAUGCUAAUCAGCUAAAAGCACAAUUUAAGAUCUGCUUCGCUCAUUGGCCGAGAGAGUGAACCGUCCAAUCACGGUGUGACAUCACUUCCUGUGCAGGUAAUUACCUACACCAGCAAUGUAGAGAGAUUUCAACAAAAAGAGAGCUAUUAGAGUGAAGGAAGUAACCAUUUUAUACACGCAGCAUACUUUUAUUAGUUGAAUAUGUAAACAUUUGUGUCAUGUCCGAGUACAAGAAGCCUUAAACGAGUAAACACACUGUAACGUGUACUCAUUAACUAAAUGUUUGUGCGUAUAUAGAGCUGCGUGGACAAGAAUGUAACUACACACACUUUGUCGGUGGAUGUUAAGCUGGAGUGCGCACAGAAUGUCCAAAAGCGAGCAUUUCCUGUAUCGAUGUAUCCCCAUACUAAAACACAAAAUGGUUGAAAGUGUUUUUAAAAAAUAUAUAGAGAACAUUUUGUGAGAAUCCUUGUACAAAUCCGCUGAUAUGUUUGUGUUUUAUAUGUAGCUCCUGCCGCUAAAGCUAUAGACCUUUACAAAUGUGAUGACGGCCAUUUUUUAUUUGUUGGGUGUGUAAGCAAGCUGUUAUGGAUUAUGAGAAUGAAGUAAAAAAAAAAAAGAAGGUGAUAAAAUGCGUGAGGUAGUUAUUGUUAAAAUGUCUUGAAAAUAAGCUUCGUGCCUGACUUGGUUGUCAUGUGACAGGGCACAGCUGCCCCCAAAUAGCAGUGUAGCAGGUAAGAUUUCCUAUUCCCAAAAUCUUAUUUUUUUCCAUUAAAAGGCCAUUUUAUAACUAUGGAAUAACUUUACAGGGUGUCAUGUAUUACAUUUAACCUGCUCUCACUUUAUU